This is a messenger RNA of Fundulus heteroclitus (mummichog), 5211 nucleotides long. It is a transcript of the gene bcl2b, whose product is annotated as BCL2 apoptosis regulator b. The coding region runs from base 649 to 1341 and encodes 230 amino acids. NCBI's taxonomy places the organism in Eukaryota, Metazoa, Chordata, Actinopteri, Cyprinodontiformes, Fundulidae. The transcript has 2 exons. Gene Ontology annotation, molecular function: protein homodimerization activity; protein heterodimerization activity. The record is from RefSeq and is a predicted model, not a curated record. Gene Ontology annotation, biological process: extrinsic apoptotic signaling pathway in absence of ligand; negative regulation of intrinsic apoptotic signaling pathway; intrinsic apoptotic signaling pathway in response to DNA damage. Gene Ontology annotation, cellular component: mitochondrial outer membrane.
UAAUUUUGACAUCUAUUUUUUUUUUUUUACCCAUUAUGUUGGGAGUCUGAGCUGACGUCAGUGAGCGCAGCCCACUGGCGGUGGGCUGGAGCUGCGGCUGCUGCUGAUAUGUGGAGCGAUCGCUGAGCAGGACCCAGUCCGACCUUGUCUGACUCACAGCCCCGCGUCUGCGUGGCUUGCGGUGGCGUUGAAAUCUGCGGAGCCGGCCGGGAAAACCCCCUUUCAGGCGCGCACAACUUUGGCUUUCAUUCAUAUAUUCUUUUCCCGUCGCUACUCAGCUGCGCCUGGGCGAUGUGUGCACAGGAACAAGCAAACUACUCCAAGCUCUUCCGCAUAUUGAAUUUCUCUCCACAAGACGCGUCCCUGCAAGGAUUCGAGAAAUGAAGACUCCUGCGGAGACGGAACCAGGGAAUUUUUUUUUGCGGGGGGAGAUCCAGAUAGCUAUUUUUGUCUAGUUUGUUAAAUGUUUUUUUUUUUUUUUUUUCGCCCCAUGUGUGGAAUAAUACUUGCUUAGACCUCAGCAUUAACCCAGAUUUGGACGAGCCCUUGCUGUGCGUUGUGGGUCCGGUAGCGCAUCUAAUGUCGACCAGAAUGCAUUCCGUUUAGGACAAGGCUCCGAUUUAUAUACCAAGUGUCACAUUUUUAGGCAUGGCGAACGACUGCAAUCGCGACAUCGUGGAAAACUACAUCUUCCAUAAACUCUCCAAGCGGGGGUACGCGUGGAGGUUCGACGGGGUCCGGGACGACGACGCUGCCGCUAACGGAGGCUUGGGUGACCGCUCGCCGACUUUGGUGCGGCGCUGCCGCGACGCAGCGGCACCGGGGCCCGACAGCGACGGCGACCCCCGCCGCGUCCGCGCGCGGCUCUCCCAGUCCGACCCGCACGCGGACAUCCACCGGGUCCUGCGCGAGGCCGGCGACGAGCUGGAGAGACUGUACCAGCUGGACUUCGCGGAGAUGUCGCAGCAGCUGUACAUCACCAGGGACACGGCGAGGACGAGGUUCGCCGAGGUCGUGGACGAGCUGUUCCGGGACGGCGUGAACUGGGGUCGGAUUAUCGCUUUCUUCGAGUUCGGCGGCACGGUGUGCGUGGAGUGCGCGUCCAAGGAGGGCAUGUCAUCGCAGGUGGACAACAUCGCGGAGUGGAUGACGGAAUAUUUGAAUGGACCUCUUGGCAGCUGGAUACAGGAUAACGGGGGAUGGGAUGCCUUCGUGGAACUGUACGACAGACAAAAGGAGUCCAUCUUCAGCUGCUACUGGCCGUCCAUCAAGACUGUCUUCGGCCUGGCUGCGCUGGGGGCGGCCAGCAUCACAAUCGGGGCGUACCUUGCACAGAAGUGAACGGUCUUUCUCUCUCGACUCCAUCAGCUCAACUUUAUUCCUCAGCACCGGCCUUCUCCUUUUUUUUUUUUUUUUCCUUAUGCCUCCUGUUUUCAAAGAUGCCCCUGACCCCCUCAGAGACAACCUUCAGACUGAAUCUGGCUCUCUUCAAAGCCUCUCUGUGAACGCUUCUCUUCCUCUCGCUCCCUUCUGUCAAAACAGACACGAAUCAAAAAAAAAAAAAAAAACAGCAGAGGGAACCAGAGGCGCGGCCCAAAGAUGCAUCCGAGGCGUACGCACACUAAGCCCAGCGAAGCCGUGGAGGAACAAGGAGUGCAUGCCUUUUUUUUUUUUUUUCUUUAAUUUCCUGCCUGCUUCUGUACUAGUGUGUAGCAUGAACAUUUGGACCGUAGAGCGUAGGCACGCUGCGCACGUGUGAGACCUGCAUUAGGAGGGCUCGGUGAUGGAGCGGCAUCAGCAGCAGACACCUGCCCCACACACACACACACACACACACACACACACUUGUUAUAGGAUGAAGGACCCUGUUUGAGCUGUGGACUCCAGUUACCUCCCUACAGCCGUCCUUCAAAGCUCUUCUUCUGCACAGCAGCUGCUCAGAACGUGUAAUGGAAACAGCCCACUGCAGCCAGCACAGCGUGUGUCCACUGUUUUCACUCUGCACACAGCUCAGGUGAACACAUUGCACCAUAAUACGCUCUCUCUCUCUCUCCCUCUCUCUCUCCCUCUCUCUCUCUCUCUCUGGGUCUGUGAUGCAGGGAAAGGAAGCCUGAGCUCGGCUCCAAAGUUCCUUGAUUUUUUUUUUUUUUUUUUUUGUGUUAGGUUUGUUUUUCCUUGCAUGCCAAACCAAAUAAGGAGGUGUGUGUGUGUGUGUGCGUGUCCACGUGCUUUCAAGGAGCAUAAAACAAAGGUUGAAGGCAUGAUAGCAAAUGUGGAGCCGAGUGCAAAGAGAGAAUGAGUUAGAGGCUCAAUGCAUGACGCUCUCUGCAGCCUCCGCUGUCUAACCGGACAACUCUUAGGAGCGCGUUCCUCGGAGCAGUGCAACGUGAGGGUAGAUUUGUAGCUCUUCUAUCGGCACAGACAGCUUCGGCGCUCCUCACAGGGUCCGAUUGGUCCGGUUGUUGUCGUCGUCCUGCAGUUGCUGCAGCCGCUCAAUAAUGAAUGCGCUCCGACACAGACAGCUGUCUACAUGGGCUGCGUGGCACAUCUGACUGGGUGGACAUCAAGCCAGCAGCGUUUCAGUCCUGGACUCCUGUUCUCUGGAACCCGAGAUGUCCCCCCACUACCCCGGCCCCCUCAGCCCGGCCUACGGAGGCAUCCUGGGAUUGAUUUUUUAUUUUUUAUUUUUUAAUUCCUUUCAGCCUGUUUUAUUGAUGUUCGUCUUGUGUUGCAGUCUGACGGGAAAUUCCAAGUCUCCAAAAAAAAAAAAAAAAAAAAAUCUUUUGGUUGUACACAAACGCCCAGUCCUUUUAAAGGAGGGGGGGGAUUAUUAGAAUUUUCUGUCUUUGGAAGAUCUCCAACUUCUGUGUUGCAUGGAUGAAAGUCGACCUUAACACAAUAGACGCUCCAGAUGUAUAAGCGUAUUUAUAACCUAUAGCAGGCCAUUGAGUAGAAAUAACGACGAAUAAAGCUACACUUAUUUAAUUUAUUUCAAGGUACAAGAUCACGCGACUUUCAGAAUAAAGCUAGUCACUUUUGUUUUCCCUUUUUUUUUCCCCACCCCACUGGAAUCACACUGUAAACUACAUCGUUUCCUGGCUGCUAAUAUAAACAAUGUGUAGAAAUGAACCUUUGUGUUGCGUUGACGUUAGCUUCGAGGCUGCUACAUACUGUCCAGAUUACAACUUUUCCCUCACAGCUUAAACUGCCACAGAUUCACAGGAUACACGUGUAGAGAGAGCUGGAAACCAAAGUAAACUUGUACUGAUCUUUCAUUCAGAACGCAUCUUACAGAGAACACAGCGCAGUGCAAAACGUCGUCACAGUAGACACAGAAUAAAGUCGACGCUUCUUAAUUGGGAUUUUAUGGGAUGGACCAAAAUUCUGAGGCGGAAAGAAAAGGAUACGUGACAUUUUACACAGAUAUGUGUGACAUAUUCAGCCCCCUUUACUCUGGUUUCUCUAAAUAAAAUCCAGUGCAACAGGUGCAAUGUCAGCAUAAAGGAAGCCGUUCUGUGGACAUUAGUGAAUAAUGUCUAAUGCCUGUAAAUCCUGCUGCGUUUCUUGGUCUGAUGACAGACCAAAUUGUGCAGAACAGACAGCGUGCCAAGCUUUGAACGUCUCAUAAGGCACUCCUCGGUCCAUCAUCCAUCAACAUUUUUACCAACAUCCACAUAAACUGAAAGGACAGGCAUGAAGAGCCUUGAUCAGAGAAACAGCCUAGAGCAGUGAUCCUCCAGGGCCGGUGUCCCGCAACCUUUAUUUGCUGCUCUGCUUCAACACACCUGAGUCAAAUGAUAAGGACUUGGCAGGAAUCUGGAGAACGUGACUACAGACUGAGGUGCUCCAGACCAGGCACACAUCAAAAAGCGGCAGGACACCGGCCAUCGAGGGCCAGAAUUGAGGACCGCUGGUCUAGAGGCUCGUGGUAACACUGGAGGAGCUGCAGACAUCUACGAUCGGUCGCGCCAACGUUUAGUUGUGCGCGCUACAUCUCUUAAUUUUAACGGAGGGGUGCAACAAAAAAAAAAAACAUUGUUGAAAGUAAGGUGCAAGAAGUCGAGUGUAAAGUUUGUCGCAAGCGAUGUAGGGGACACAGAAAACAUGUGGAAGAGGGUGAGCUUAGAACCUUCUGGGGAAAGCUGCUGAGGACCAGAGGGAGCUUGUUUUGGAGUUUAUGGCAAGAAAGAUGGAGACGAUGCACGGCAAUCCUGGAAGAUAACCAGCUGAGGACUUUCCUCUCAGCAAGAGCCGAGAGGAACAUGUUUAGGUCAAACAAAAUGAUAAGAGUGGUCAAAAUUAUAACGGUAAAGAUCACAGUGAGAACAGCAUCCCUGUGGUAAACACGGUGGAGGCAGCAUCAGGCUGUGGUGAAUCUGGUUGAGGGUCUGUGUCAAUGCCCUCUCCAUCCGAUCCGACUGAGCUUGAGCUAUUUUUCAAAGUGGGGUGGGCCAGAAAUGUCAGCCUCUAGAUGUGGAAAGCUGGUAGAGACACGUCUCAGAAGGUUAACAGGGCUGAGCUUCAACGCACGAGACGCUUUGAAAUCCGUGCGUCGCUCUUCCUUACACUUCCCAAUUACGCACUGUGUUGUGUUGUGUUGGCCCAUCACGUAAAACCCCAAUGAAACACGCAGAGGCGUCAAAAACGUGGAGAAAUCCAGUGACUAAGGGUUACUUUUUGCAAGGCGCUGUGGCUUCAGCUCACCGAGAGGUUUGUGUGUAGUGUAACUGUACUAUAACUAUAGCCGCUUCACUUUCGUCAGCGUCGUGCUCACACAAUAACCAGUGUGUAAAAAUGUCAAACGCCAGACCUAAACCUCCUCUUUUUAACUACCACAGCACUCAGAGUGAUGCAGGCGUUUGUAUGAAACAGAGGGCCAGGAAUAGGAAGAACGAAACAGCAAUAUAUACUGUCAUUUCUUUAUAUAUAUAUAUAUAUAUAUAUAUAUAUAUAUAUAUAUAUAUAUAUAUAUAUAUAUAUAUAUAUAUAUAUAUAUAUAUAUAUCCUCUGUGCUUAAAUGAAUGUAGCACUCUCGUUGCUGUACUGUUUCAUUGUCUAUACUCUAUACACACACACACACAGAAAAAAAAAAUCCUGUAGCACUUAUUAAAAAAGAAAGUGAAUCGUGUUCCUGUUGUUUACUGCUAUAUCCACAAUAAGCUAGUGGGAUCAUAUUGUUCCUAAUAAAUCUGAUUUCUCCUGCAGUCCUGA